GCUGAUAAACUUGCAACUUUGAAUAAAAAACGAAAACUUUCAACAAAUAUGACGAAGAACACCAAUUACUGAUAAGAAAAAUGGGUGAUGUUUACAAUACAAAGUUCAGUGAUAAGGACUUGUAAAAAAAUCAAAAAAUGGAAAUCUCCAUUUUAUCAUCUGCAGAAAAUGUGAAAUAAUAUUCAAACCAUCUCUGUCGUUGAACUCGAAGACAUGCGCCGAAUUUCAAAUAAGGUAUAUCAUUGGUCUAAUUAAUUAAUUACUCUAUCAAAAAUGAUCAUUUUCAGCAUCAUAUAAUCAGCACAAUGAGCUACAGGAUGAUCCGAAAAUGCAAGUGCAAAGCUACAUCCAGAACCACUUCUGACUUCAGUCAUCAUCCUACAAUGUAACAACGCUCAUCUACAUGUACACUAAAAAGUAUCUAGAUGGAAAUCAUGUUUUCAUAAUAUCCUGGCAGACGAUAUAGGAAGAACCAUGUCUCCUGACUGAAUACAUUGUGUCAGAAAGUGUAACUUUCGCUUGCGCGUAAUUAUCGAUUGUGCGCUAUGGGAGCUUUUUGUUUUCAUUUUGACCAAAUAAGAUCAACUGCACAUGAAGAAAAUGUUACUGUUGACAGCUAAAAUGGGUGUAAUAUAUUGAUAAUGUCGCUACCACGUUAACAGAAUUUUUGAUUUUUUCUCUCUCCUUUUUUUUUUACUUCGAAAAAAUGCCGAAAAAAAUUAAAUUCAGAGUUUUACGAGCUUCAGGUGAAGAUGAAAAAUACAAAGCAUCCGAGCUCGAUUCGCACGGACCUUCGGUUCGAGGCUGGUUAUCCAGUCGGCAUUGUACUUAUCCUCAAGAAAUAUUAUUUUUAUUGUACACUCCAGCCAUUAUUCAUCAAAUACAGAUUUUAGCUCAUCAUUACAUAAUACCUGAAAGAAUAGACGUAUGGAUUGGCAGUGAUAACGAUGCUGGUUCGCAAAAAACAGACGACGAUAAUAUACAGUUCGAGUAUAUCGGAUUCAUCACAUUGAGCAAUAACGAAAAUACCAAAUUCAAAUGUCGAGAAUUGAAAACCAUCACGAUUCCUUCUACGGAACCGACUAAAUAUGUUAAACUUACUUUGUAUCAGAACCAUCCAAAUAAUCUGAAUGCGUAUAAUCAGGUUGGUUUGGUUGCUGUUCAAAUUAUGGGAGAAGAAAUAUCCGAGAAGGAAAACGAUGCGAAAAAUCCGGAAGAUGGAGUGGAAACUUCGUGUUUUGAUGAUCUUGCAUUCGAAAUGUACGUUGAUCAAGAAAUCGCGGCGAUACUUAAACAACUGGAAGAGAAAAAGAAAAAAGCUGUUUUAGAUGAAAGAUUCGAAUACGCUAGAAAACUAAAAUCAGCCAUGGCUAAAUUACACUCAGCCGGCGAAAAAUUAGGUAAAAUGGAAAUAGCGAAGAAACAAGCUAUUCAGCAAGAAGACUAUUCGAAAGCUAAAAAGAAGAAAUUACAAAUCGAAGAAUUCAAAUCGCAAAUUUACUCCAAUUUGAAUAUCGAUAAUUUAUUGGAGAAAAAUGGGGCUGUACCUUUAAACGACGAAGAAUCAGAUCUCCAAGAUGAAAGCGUCAAUCGAAUUUUAUUCAAAGAUUAUAAUAACGAUAGUAAUUUGAACGCUGUUGAUAAUACAGAAGUGGAUUCGAAAGUAUUGAAGACCUCUCCAUCCGCUACUCAUAUUGCCGCCGAAUCUGCCGCAGCAACUAAUACCUUUGGAAAUGAUUCCGUGCCAGGAGUUUACGAGAGUCCAGUAUCUCCUUUACAUAUUGGAGCUACUACGAUUGGUGCUCCUAGCGAAACUGUGGUACCACCAAAGCAACCGUCUUCGAAAACAGGGUCUUUAAGAAGGAAAAACAAAGCACAGGGUAGUAAUCGCAAUAGUUACGAAUCUGGAGACGAGCAUUCCACCUCGACUUUCCGACCAUUUUAUCACAACGAACCAAAAGAACCCACACCGAACAGUUUGCUUUCCCAAAUACUACUUCAGUCUAAAUUAAACGAACGAGAGAAAAAACAAGCUGUCCUUUCUGUGAAUGUUUUCGGUAAAAAUAUGGUGGAGAAAAUUUUUUCCAAGCAAUAUUCGGAUAAAGAAGAAGCCUUGAAAAUGUUAGAAGCUGCGUUGAAAUCGUUCAUAGCGAAAGAAAAAGAAAACAAAUUGCCGUCCAAAACUCAUUCUUCCAGCAAAAUCGCCAGAGCUUCCACUUAUUUAUUACAUCGUUGUCUUCGUGAUAAAGUAUUCGCAGUUUAUAGCGCAGCUGCCGAAGUGAUACGGUUCUUUUUCACAGAAUUCGUUACAGAAAGGGUGCCUUCUUCAGAAAUUACUCGAAGCGUUGAACUGAUUUUACCAGAUCUUUUAUCGAAAGCAGGCGACACGACGCCUAGAGUUCAUAAUUUAGCUGUCCAUUCGAUACUUAGUUUGGCAGAUGCUCCAGAAAUUAGAAAAUUAAACAUAAUUCCGAGUCAUCUUACGAGAAUUUUGACCGCUAAUAUUCACGCAAGAUUGGCGUUAAGUCGGCUCGAAAUGGUUGAGCAAUUGAUUCUGAAUCAUGGUAUAUCUUCGGAUAAACAGAGUGGAAUGACAUGCAGAAUUUUGGCCGAAUUUGGAUUAUCUGGGUUACAUCAUCCUGCCGAAGCUGUACGAAAGAUGGCUGAAAAAAUAUUAGUUCUCGUGUACCAUUUUAAUCCUCGUUUGGUCAGGAGGCAGCUUCCACCUGAUGACGAUGUUACGAGAAGAAAUAUUCUUUAUCGUCAUUUAAUGCAAGAGUUCGAUCGUGUCGAUGGCGAGCGAAAAAAUCUUUCCAGAAGUGAUAUCUCUGAUAGAGAAAUUAUUUCGAAGUAUUCGAGUUGUUUCGGUAAAACGUUACAUAAAGCUAAAUCUGAACAGAAAUUGAAACGGUGCAUAUUCUGUCAUUUAGAGUCGGAUUUAUUAAAUGAAAAAGAACUGAAUAUUCAUUAUUGGAAGUAUUGCCCGAUGUUGAUGCGAUGUACACAUUGUAACCAAGUUAUUGAAAUUUCAGCGUUGAACGAACAUUUAUCGAGUGAAUGCGAUAUGAAAGCAUUAUACAGGAGAUGCCAAAUUUGUUCGCAGGCUGUUGGUAUUGAGGAGCUCAAUAAUCAUCAUACUUCCAUUCAGUGCACUUUGAUGGCGAUGAAAAAAGUAUGUCCAUUGUGUUUUACGGAACUCGGCGAUGGAGAGAAUAAAUUACGGGUUCAUUUGACAGGAAUUGGUUCUUCUGUUUGUGCAAAACAUCCGAGAGCAAAAUAUCUCAUUAAUAACGUUUCUUAUAAAGCAAAUAAUGCAUAAAAAAAAUUCCUGCGCUAUGAUCAAAGAAAAUUUGCUCGUUCUGUUAGAGUAUUGAUUAUGCAUUUACAAUGUGAUUUGCAUUUAUUAAGAAAAAUAAUUAUAUUGUUUUCAAAAUUC
This is a messenger RNA of Planococcus citri (citrus mealybug), 3436 nucleotides long. Its product is annotated as centrosomal protein of 104 kDa. The transcript is spliced from 18 exons. NCBI's taxonomy places the organism in Eukaryota, Metazoa, Arthropoda, Insecta, Hemiptera, Pseudococcidae. The record is from RefSeq and is a predicted model, not a curated record. Bases 707 to 3319 code for a protein of 870 amino acids. Gene Ontology annotation, cellular component: cilium.